UUGAAACUCGAAACCCCAUCUCUGUAAAUGUAAUAACGUAGACUCUCACUUCCAAAACUCUCGCGACAAUGGCGGCCUCGAACCUCCUCUCACAGCCCCCAACACUUCCGCACACCAAACACCUCAAGCUCUUUUCAACCCCCCUCGCCGCAAGCCUCAUCUCCCCCUUCAAAUUGAAGCCCCUUUCAGCGUCUAUCAGAGCCCGCCCUCCCAGGGCAGUCCUGUCUACGCCGGAGCCCAAAACCCACAAAUUGGAGCACUGUUUUAGGAAAUCGGGCGAUGGAUUCCUGUACUGCGAAGGGGUUAAGGUCGAACAAGUCAUGGAAGUCGCCGAGAAAAGGCCAUUCUACUUGUACAGCAAGCCGCAGAUUAAGCGGAAUGUCGAGGCCUACAAAGAAGCGUUGGAGGGCUUGAAUUCCAUCAUCGGCUACGCGAUUAAGGCCAAUAAUAAUCUCAAAAUCUUGGAGCUUUUGCAGAGCUUGGGGUGUGGAGCUGUUUUGGUUAGUGGAAAUGAGCUUAGGCUGGCGCUCCAAGCUGGCUUUGAUCCUACCAGGUGCGUAUUUAAUGGGAACGGAAAGAUCUUGGAGGAUCUAGUCUUGGCUGCCGAAGCAGGUGUUUUCGUGAACAUUGACAGUGAAUUUGAUUUGGAGAAUAUAGUGGCUGCUGCAAGAAUUUCUGGGAAGAAGGUUAAUGUGCUCCUGCGCAUCAAUCCGGAUGUUGAUCCUCAGGUCCAUCCUUAUGUUGCAACGGGAAACAAGAACUCCAAGUUUGGUAUCAGAAAUGAGAAGUUGCAGUGGUUUUUAGAUGCUGUGAAGUCACACCCCAACGAACUGAAGCUUGUCGGGGCCCAUUGUCAUCUUGGUUCUACUAUUACAAAGGUAGACAUUUUUAGGGACGCAGCAGUUUUGAUGGUGAACUACAUAGAUGAGAUCCGAUCCCAAGGUUUUGAAAUAGAUUACUUGAACAUUGGAGGUGGGCUUGGGAUAGACUAUUAUCAUACUGGAGCUGUCCUUCCGACUCCAAGAGACCUAAUUGACACUGUACGUGAAUUGGUUCUUUCACGAAACCUCAAUCUCAUAAUUGAACCUGGAAGAUCGCUCAUUGCUAACACUUGCUGCUUUGUCAAUCGCGUCACUGGAGUGAAAACCAAUGGAACAAAAAAUUUCGUUGUGAUUGAUGGGAGUAUGGCUGAGCUUAUUCGACCUAGUUUAUAUGGAGCUUAUCAGCACAUAGAGCUGGUUUCACCUUCACCUCCAAAUGCUGAGGUCUCGACAUUUGAUAUAGUCGGUCCUGUUUGCGAGUCUGCUGAUUUCUUGGGAAAAGAUAGGGAACUACCCACGCCAACUAAGGGUGCUGGGUUGGUAGUUCAUGAUGCUGGUGCCUACUGCAUGAGCAUGGCUUCCACUUACAAUCUCAAAAUGCGACCUCCGGAAUAUUGGGUUGAAGAGGACGGAUCAGUAUCCAAGAUCCGACACGGGGAGACAUUCGAAGACCAUUUAAGAUUAUUUGAGGGACUUUAGAUUGUUUCUGGUGUCCGUUGUUUCAGGUAAGUGUCUUGGACGCUGGUCAAAUUUGGUUUCGGCACGCUGUCUGUAUCUGACUAUUGUAUCUCAGAAUAUUCUGUUGGCUGAAUAAAAAUGGAGACUUUUGUUUUCCA
This is a messenger RNA of Salvia hispanica, 1657 nucleotides long. Its product is annotated as diaminopimelate decarboxylase 1, chloroplastic-like. Gene Ontology annotation, cellular component: chloroplast. NCBI's taxonomy places the organism in Eukaryota, Viridiplantae, Streptophyta, Magnoliopsida, Lamiales, Lamiaceae. Gene Ontology annotation, molecular function: diaminopimelate decarboxylase activity. The record is from RefSeq and is a predicted model, not a curated record.